This is a messenger RNA of Cladocopium goreaui, 882 nucleotides long. Lineage: Eukaryota; Dinophyceae; Suessiales; Symbiodiniaceae. The record is from the annotation of a GenBank genome assembly.
AUGAUGGCUCGACAUGGCUCGACUCAGCGCUGCGUCGGAUCAAUGGGCCACGAUGCCGCGGCGGAAGGCGAAAGAUCUGGUGCGAUAUGCUGGAUCCUUGAAGCUUGGGUGACCGCGGUGCUCCGGAAGGUGACUGCGGACAGCAGCGAAAUCCACCUGGACCCGGGCAGUGCUCCUCUGCUCCCCGUGGGCCCCGUGGGCGUGGACCCGGUGGCCACUGCGGAGCUGCCGUCGGCGGUGCCGCUAGCGAAGCAGGCCUUGCCGCCAGGUGUGCCCUUAGAGAUCCUGGACGAUUUGGCAGUUGAGUUUAGCCUUGGAGGUUCGCCCCUAGAGGCCUUCUCCCUGACCCUGCCCGGUGGCCUGCCUUUGACCUUGGAGGCCCUUGAGAACCGACAAGUGAUCAACAGCCACCUUUACUACGGACAAGUCGUGAGAUGGAAUGGCAUGAAGCGAUGGGGUUUGAUUCGUGCAGAGGCUGCGGGACUGCCACCUUUUGUGCAGGCCAAGUUGAUGCAGCAGGCCGCAGCGAGUCGCAGCCACGAGGAUGUGGAGCCGCAUCCGCAUCCGGAGGAACUCCUCUACGACUCAGGAGUGCCACCCAAAAAAAACCGCAUGAAACAGUUUCAAGACAGGGAGAGUCAUGUUCAAUAUUUAUGCCCCUUGGCGCAUGGUGAGAUGGUGCAGAGAAACUCCUCACCUCCAGCGGAUCGAUGGAUUGAUGGCCUAAGGUUGAUUCAGAUUUCGGAGAUCGUGACAAGUGAUCAACGUGGGAGAUUGUCCCGAAUGGUUCAAGCUGAUGAGUUUGAUGAGGUCAGUGGGGAUCACGGCUAUGUCAGCUUCAGGACAGGGCAACCCGGAGGCGGAGAGUCUCUCCGAAAGUAG